AUGAAAACCAAUUCUGUCUUUGAAUUUACGAACAUAAACUGUACUUCCAUUGACAUCAAGGUGGGAGAAUAUGAGUACUGCUACUUAAAGUCGAUAAAUCGAAGCUACAAAUAUGUUUCCGGAAAAUAUAAGUUGUAUCAAAAAUCGUUAGCGAACAUUAAGGUAAAUUUUAGAAUGUGGAAACGACUCAAUGGAUACAAGCCUUUUCUCUACAACAUAACAGUGGAUAUCUGCCAAUUCCUUAAAAAUCAAAAAUCAAAACCGGUUAUAAAAUAUAUCUUUGACUCAUUUACCGAAUAUUCUAAUAUGAACCACUCGUGUCCCUAUACGGGCGAUUUAAUUGUGGACAAGCUGCCCGUUGGAUUUAUGAAUUACCGAAUGACUGACGUUCUUCCCAUCCCCGAGGGCAAUUACAUGAUUGAGUUUUAUUUCCUUCGCCUAAAUUCUAUUAUUGCAAGGACUCAAGUCUUUUUUACUAUUUCAUAAUGGUGUCAAAAGUGUACAGAAUUAUAACUUGUUCAAUGGAUUCAGUAAAAGUUGAGAACUUGAAA
This is a messenger RNA of Drosophila yakuba, 551 nucleotides long. RefSeq lists its product as uncharacterized. The transcript is spliced from 4 exons. Bases 1 to 486 code for a protein of 161 amino acids. The record is from RefSeq and is a predicted model, not a curated record. Lineage: Eukaryota; Metazoa; Arthropoda; Insecta; Diptera; Drosophilidae.